CCUCACCCCCAUUUUCUUAUUCCGAACUGCUCCUGCCCCUCCCCUGACACACCGCCUCAGUAAGAUCCAUCCCCAAGUUGCCAUUAAGAGGAGUGCACAGCUGUGGCACACCAAAGACCGCGCGCAACGGCAGAUUAUGAAUGAAUGGUAUUCAAUGUAGAUAGAUGGCUGUGCGUUUUUACUGUAUCCACAUGCAGGAGGUACCUUGAUGAAGAAACGGCAUCGCCAGUCAUAUCUUUCGAGUAAUUCGAACCGCGCGUAAAAAUUGUUCUAAAAAUGGUGACAAGCGCCCUGGCAAAGAUAACGUUCCUGCUGUCGUGGGGUUACUUCGUGUUGGCCACGCGAGUCGCCUUCUCUAACUUUUCUGUGGACAACGAAGUGCGCUCCAGCUUUAUCCAGCGGCGGCUGAGGAGCCACGAGCGCAGAGAGAUGCAGCGGGAGAUCCUCUCUAUCCUGGGGCUGCCGCAACGUCCGCGGCCGCACGCGUACACCAAACGCAACGCUGCUCCAAUUUUCAUGCUGGACCUCUACAAUGCUAUCAGUAUAGACUCAGAACAGCACAGAUAUUCCAACUACGAGACAGCUUUACCAACACAGACCUCCCCACUGGUGACCCCACAGGACAGCCGAUUCCUAGAAGAAGCAGACACGGUGAUGAGCUUUGUCAACCUCAUUGAUCGGGAUCUCUUCCAGCACCAUGCUAGAGAGUUUCGCUUUGACGUUUCACGUAUUCCAGAGGGAGAGGCCAUCACAGCAGCAGAGUUCAGGAUUUACAAGGACUUCAUCCAGGAGCUCAAGGAGAACGAAACAUUCAGAGUCAGUCUCUACCAGGUGCUGCAGGAUCCUCCAAACAGUGAUUUGGAGCUUUUGCUGCUGGAUCAACGAGAAGUUCUGGCUUCAGAAGAAGGAUGGUUGAUCUUUGACCUGACCACAACAAGUAGCCUGUGGCUGGCCAACCCUGAACAUAACCUUGGCCUGCACUUGGUGCUGGAGGAUAGUCAUGGUCAGAAGAGAAACCCCCAAUCAGCUGGGCUGGCAGUAGGCAGUGGGCCUCAGGACAAGCAGCCUUUCCUGGUUGUCUUCUUCAAAGCCAAUGAGGUGCGACUCCGCAGCGUUCGUUCAGUCCAUGGCCACAAGGGACGCCAGUCAAACCGCACUAAACCCCAGAGGACUGUUCAAGAUGCACUGAGGGUAGUGGAGGAUGCAACAGCCAAUAUUGGCAUCUCUAAAGAAGGAUGCAAAAAGCAUGAGCUGUAUGUCAGCUUCAAGGAUUUGGGAUGGCAGGACUGGAUCAUAGCACCAGAGGGCUAUGCAGCGUAUUAUUGUGAGGGAGAAUGCGCCUUCCCUCUGAACUCGUACAUGAAUGCCACCAAUCACGCUAUUGUGCAAACUCUGGUGCACUUUAUCAACCCAGAGAUGGCACCCAAAGCCUGCUGUGCCCCUACACAGCUCCAAGGCAUCUCCGUGCUCUAUUUUGAUGAAAGCUCCAAUGUCAUUCUCAAGAAAUACCGCAACAUGGUGGUCAGAGCCUGUGGCUGUCACUGACUGCUUAUAUUCCAUUCUGUGACUUGCCCAAAUCCAGAGAGAUGCUGAAGAGAGGCAGAACUGGAGAGAUGAUUGACUGGUCACCAGAGAGCUUUUGCAGCAGAGCAAGCUUUAUUCUGGGGGUCUGUUUUUUUUUAUGACCAGCAGCUGAGCCAGCUUUAACCGCUACCACAGCCCAAAAAGAACUACUGGUCACAAAAAGGGAUUUUGUGGAUUUUUCUUUUUGUAAUGGAUUUUAUUUUUUUUCUUUUGUGUGAAACUAGAGAGAGUGCACUGAAAGGACUUUAAGCAGUACGCAGUAGUUUCACAGGCUCAGAAGAAACUUUUAUUCUUAAAAAAAUGUACAAAGUAGUCUGUGUUUUGUGUGUGUGUGUGUGUGUGUGUCUGUGCGCUAUCAUAUAUGCAACAAAUAUCUCUAUUUGAAGUCUCUUUGAAAUGAGAAUAAAGAAUUGUCUUUUACUAAUUUCAU
This is a messenger RNA of Archocentrus centrarchus (flier cichlid), 2014 nucleotides long. RefSeq names its product bone morphogenetic protein 7-like. The record is from RefSeq and is a predicted model, not a curated record. Lineage: Eukaryota; Metazoa; Chordata; Actinopteri; Cichliformes; Cichlidae. Gene Ontology annotation, molecular function: cytokine activity; growth factor activity. Gene Ontology annotation, cellular component: extracellular region. The coding region runs from base 277 to 1545 and encodes 422 amino acids. The transcript has 7 exons. Gene Ontology annotation, biological process: BMP signaling pathway.